UCAAAAUGUUCAGUUGUCGAUUGUCGAUGAGUUUAGCAGAAGGCUAGACGUGUGUAUGUGCAAAAACUUGUUAUUUACGUUGUUUUUGGGCGUUAAAGUGUGUUUUCUAAUCAAGGAUUGAGAUAGUAUUAAUUUGAACACACACACACAGAAAUUCUUGAAUCAAAAUGACUGAAUCAGCUACUGAACAGGUGGUAAUGACUCCAAAAGGAAAAACUGGAACCUCUACAACGAUCAUGAUCGAACGAAAACUAAUACAAAAGACUAAUGAAAAAAUGCACGUAGCCGGUGGACAACACACUGGAAUUAUAAUUAAUAAAGAGGCAGCUGUAGAAAACGGUGACGCACAUACAGCAGCUCAACUCUCCCUAGUAUUUAAAGUAUUCCUUAUAAACGCCCAAACAAAAAAGCACACACAGGAAUCCCGAACCCUGAGAUUCUGGUUCCGAGCCCCCAAAAACUGCCAAGACAAUUUGUGCGAGGAAAAUCAAGCAGGCGUAGCACAAGAUUUCUUCAGAGAACUAGUCAGCCCAAAAGAAUUUCCACGAGAUUAUGUGGGUUUUAUAAAGAAAAUAAUGAAACUAAUGCAACACAAUUACACAGAAAUAAGCAAGUUGGAGGUGGAGCUUAAAAUACUUGAAGAACCAGUAGAUGUACCCACAAGACCACCUAAACCAGGGUACCACCGUAUAGAUUUAAACAACCAGUUACCCUGUUUAUACAGAUCAGUGUCUGCAGAAGAAAGCAUCUUGGGCAACAUAAAGAUAUUGACAAGAGAAAAAGUCCUGGAGAUAAUCGAAUCAGCUUAUCCCAAUCCUGUCACAAUUCAAGAUAUUGCCAAAGAAAAUAGUUGGGAUGAAGAAGAAGUCGCCCACCAUUUCUCCGAUCUCCAAUCCAGACAGUUGGUCAAAGCUAUGGACCACGGUGCUUUUACACGUCAACAAAGCCAAGACACUCAAGUUACCAUAGUCAAGCAAAUGCCCACUAUAACUAGUUCGAAGCAGCCCACCAUUGCUAUAAUAACGGCACAGUAUUGCGAAAAAUUGGCUGUAGACGCUAUGAUUGAGAAUAAAGAGACUUUUGUUAGAUACACAACUGUUGGUCCAUCGAGUCCCACAGGUGAUUAUAGCAAAUCAAGAUUUGGUGAAUCUAAUGUAUACACUCUUGGAAAUAUAGGAGCUCACAGAAUUGUAUGUACAAAAUUACCCACUGUAGGCCACACAAGAGAAGCUAUGACAGCUGCUGGAAACACAACAACUAGAUUAUUAGGUACAUUCCAGAAGGUAGACUAUGUCUUUCUAGUUGGAGUAGGAGGCGGCGUACCUCACUACACCGAUUACAACAAACACGUUCGGCUUGGAGAUGUCGUAGUAUCAUGUCCAACAAGAAAUAAAAGUAUUUAUUUGUAUUGCGAAAACGCAGAAGUAUCAGAUAAAGGUUAUCAAUUCGAAAUAAAAAACUACAGUCCAAACAACUUUUGUCUACAAGAAAUCUCGACGCAAUUAAAAGUUUCUGCCGACCAAGAUUCGUCCCCAACACCCCCAUGGUUGACCUACCUAAACAAGGGGCUCAAUAUACUGUCAUCGCAAAAAGAGCCUGAUUUUAACCCACCUAAUGCCGAAACUGAUAAGUUAUAUAUGAGCAUCGGAGAGAGGGACCUCAUUGAAGUGGCGCAUCCUGUACCGCAAGAUGGCAGCGUCAAAAGACUAGAGGGCUGUCCACGGAUCCACUUAGCCCCAGUAGCUUCAGGCCGUCAAGUAGUCAAAGAUGACAGGUUGAGACAACAAUUUGCAGCUCAAGUUGGUGCAUUGGCUUUUGAUUGCGAAUUUGAUGCUGUGAUCGAAUCGAUUCUAGGAAACUGUAAAGAUAGUUUUGUGUGUAUAAGAGGUAUUUCUGAUUACAAAGACGGUACAAGACGGAAAGAAUGGCAACCCUAUGCAGCUCUGGCAGCCUCAAGCGUUAUGAAAAGCAUCAUUUGCGGCAUGGAAGCACCUACUAAUGUCUAGUCACUUCAUUUUAGCUAGGAAAAUUAUGUCGCUGUGAUGUGCAGACACAAAUUAGGAAUUAGGUAGAAGUGAUUUUUUUUUUGGCUAGACUCUCUAGCUGCACAUCACUAACGAAUUUAGUUGGUCUAAUUCAGUAAUGUAACUGCCAAAUAGCCUAAUAAUACAAUUUGAACUUAAUUAAACAGUUGUGCAAAAUAAACUAUGAGAGAGAAAAUUAAUUGACAUAAAAAAAAUCUUGACCAAUUUUCAAAAGGCCUAUAAAAAGCCUAAAUCAAUAAUAUAACCUAGACUAUACUAUAGUGUUUACUGCAUUUAAAAGAGUUUAUGAAAGUUACCAUUAGUUGAAAUUAGUGAAUAGGAAUAUUUCAAAGUUGACUUUGGAAUAAAUAUUAGUCCAAAACAUUUAAACAUUUUUUUUCCUUAAAGACUGUCAUAAUAUUUAGAUAAUAGUGCUUUAAACUGUGUAUUUUAAAUACCUACAAGUUUUCUUGAGUUACUUCCUUGUGUACGACAUAUUUUUUUUGCAUCAGUUAUUUUUUUGUACUUGCCAUAAUAAUUAUCUUGUUUGAAUUUUAUUCUUAUUUAUUUUUGUUUAUGUAUAAAUUUGUGAGAGUUAAUAUAUAUUAUCUUUUUUAUUUUUUUGGUAUUUUUAAUAAAUAUUGUUUCUUCUUUGAGCAACAUA
Ceutorhynchus assimilis (cabbage seed weevil) is the source of this 2688-nucleotide messenger RNA. The record is from the annotation of a GenBank genome assembly. NCBI's taxonomy places the organism in Eukaryota, Metazoa, Arthropoda, Insecta, Coleoptera, Curculionidae.